AUGAUUGUCCUGACCGUCUGCUCCUCAUCCGAGACGCCCGAGGUCGCGCCCGGCGCCCGGACCUUCAGCGCGGCCCCGAAGCGGAAGAGCCCGGCGCAGCUUGCCCUCGUCAUGGUCACGCGUAUAAUAUGGUUCCUCUACCCGGCGUCCUUCCCGUGGGCAAAGAGCGCGAGCGGCACGGCGUACGACAUCGCCAAGAUAACAAAGAAAAUCGAGCACAAGGGUUGCAGUAACCGCAUGCUCCGAGAACUGGGCUGGGUAACGUCUAAGAGCCAACGGGACAGCCCGCAAAACACGGACUUACAGCUCCGUCCACGAGACGAACUCCUCGUUCUCUUCCGAGAGCUGCGCGCUGCUAUAAAACGGCCGGACGACUUCAUCAGCAUGGUCUUCCAUAGCCAGGACAAGAUUUAGGUAGAUCGUUAUACUAGUAUUAUCCACGGGUGAGGCCAGGUAAAAAACUACAUCGAGGAACCUUCCUCUGCCGCUCAGAUUAGUUAGCUAUAGAACAUAGUAAUAAUUCUAAUUAUC
This is a messenger RNA of Colletotrichum phormii, 531 nucleotides long. RefSeq lists its product as uncharacterized. Bases 1 to 414 code for a protein of 137 amino acids. The transcript has 2 exons. The record is from RefSeq and is a predicted model, not a curated record. Lineage: Eukaryota; Fungi; Ascomycota; Sordariomycetes; Glomerellales; Glomerellaceae.